AUGGCCUACGAGCAUGACCCUCUAGCUGGAUUCGCUUCUGCAUAUGGGACAGGUGCAGCCUUCCUCAGCGAUAUUUGGUGCUUGCAGUUGGUUGUGGAGAGGCUGCAAGCACUCGAAGAAGCUUAUGGCGAGUCGUUGCCCUGGUCCAAAUCCAUUUUGUGGAUGUCGCGGCUGAACAUUCUAAUCUUCUUCGCACUCGCUGCGGCGAAUGUGAGCCCGCCAGCUGCCUCCCUUGUAGUCAGCAUAAUCUCGACGCUGAGCAUCGGAGUCAUCACGUUCCUGAUCUGGCAGGCCUACACCGUCCCACUGCAAGAGUUGCGAGAAGCGUUGAGACUUCAGGCGUUGGAUGGUGUGCUGAUUCAACUGCACAAGGAAGCGAGGUUUGCCAUGAGGGUGAUACGCAAGGCUCAGAUCGCCCUCUUAUUGGCCAGCUUCUCCAUGGGAUGGCACAUUGCAAGCUGGGGUGUGUCCUGGGUGAUUACAACGCAGGAGGCAGUCGAUGCCUUCCAGUAUGGUGCCAUGGUCGACACACUGGGAAACCCACUAUGCAUGCUGCUGCUUAUCAACAGUUCCCUUCAAUUACCGAGCUGCCCGAGCUACAUGCCGAUUCAAUCUGUGAAUGCCGAGCUUCCAGAAGAGGAAGAUCUGGGCCGGGGCUGCACCUGCGGCAGGAGAGUCGGAAUCCGACAGCGAUCGCAGUCAGAAGGGCAGGCGGACGUGGAAAGCUGCGACAAGUGUGCCUGGGUGGAGAAGGUUGCUGAGAUCGGUGACCGUCGAGUUACGGUCGGUCAACUCCUGGACUUCCACGCCAGGUUGAGAUUGGAGGGCCUCAUGUCCCAUUUCGAUCCGUUGCGAUCGACGACAAACGACGUCGCCCGGCAUGCCAUCAUCCCUGAGUCACGGUGUGGAAAUGUGGGGAAGGCACUGGCCGAGGUUUGGGCUCAAGGAUCUCGAAGCUCACUCCGCAUGGUCACUCACCACUGGGCCAACCGGUUCAGCGACUUGGUCUCUGCGGUGGUGGCAGACAGCCUCGGCUUGAAGCGCUGGGACAGCAUCGCUGAGAAGCUGGCAGACAGACAGGAGGCAACUCUCAAGGAGCGGCUUCUGGACUGCGGUGCCCUUCACCAGAACUACUGGAUCUGCGCACUGUGCAUCAACCAGCAUGCAAGCAUUUGUGGCAGCGCCUUGGGCGUGAGAGACACUGUCACUGGCAAGGUGCUUCCGUCGUGCGAUUGUGCCACGCCGAAGCACUUCAACGACCAGCCUAUCCAAUGUGAGCUCAACAAGUUUGACAGUAUGAUGCUACACCUACACCGCCAUGAUAUGCAGGGCUUCUUGCAAGUCGUGGCCGUUGACCAGGGUUUCAACCUUUUUUCGCGCGCCUGCUGCCGACUGGAUCAACAUGUCAUCCUUCACUCACCGGAGGUCCUUGAGAAAAACUCGGGGCGUCUGAGCUCCCUGCGGGUGGAGGACUGCUGCUCCUCGCGGCCAGAAGAUAAGGAGGCCAUCCUGUCAAAGAUUGGCGGGAAGGAUGACAUCUUUGAGUUUAACCAAGGUUUGCAACAGCUUCUCUUGGGUUCGCAGGGGCUUCUAGCAGGAUGGCUGGACGGCCAAAGGUUGUUACAGGAGGUUGGAGCUAUCGCUGCUCGAGCCAAAGCUCGUACCUGCCAGCCUUCUGACAGCUGCGCCCCGCAAGUUUGA
Molecule: messenger RNA, 1701 nt
Organism: Symbiodinium necroappetens
Lineage: Eukaryota; Dinophyceae; Suessiales; Symbiodiniaceae
Source: the annotation of a GenBank genome assembly